Messenger RNA from Parastagonospora nodorum SN15, 1028 nucleotides. RefSeq lists its product as hypothetical. The transcript has a single exon. Lineage: Eukaryota; Fungi; Ascomycota; Dothideomycetes; Pleosporales; Phaeosphaeriaceae. The coding region runs from base 168 to 599 and encodes 143 amino acids. The record is from RefSeq and is a predicted model, not a curated record.
GAAACUUGAGUGAUUUGAUACCAAAGACGCAAAAAUGGCAAACAACAACGAAUCGAAGACCUACAAGCAACAGGCUGGAGAAUACUACAACAAGCAAUAUGAGAGCUGGAUGCCCUGGAUCGAGGACAAGUACCUGAGCUGGUUCACCAAGGACAACAAGGCUUCAUAUGCCACGAAACGUACGUCAUCCCUUUACCCUGUUCUUUGCCCCACAAGUCACACUUCGUCCUCAUACUACCUCGUCGAAGUCUGAGCUAACACCUUAUCCAGAGAACCUUGACAAAUCCAAAGUCACUGGUAUCGAGCAAGUCGACAACCUCCAAGACGGCGUCAACGGCCUCGUAUCAGGUCAAGUAGGCAAAGGCGGUCUUGCCCAACCUCUCGGCGAUGCAAUCUCGAAAGAAGGCAUCAACCGCGCCGAACGCGGCGGCAAAGACGAGAACGGGAAGCCUAUCGAGAGCCAGGGACCGCUUGGUGGAUAUGGACAGAGCGCUGCUGACGGCGUGAAGAGUGGUGCGGGCAGUGUUGCAGGUGGUGCAAAGAGUGCCGGCGGGUACCUAGGAGGGAUGAUGGGCGGAAAGGGUGGAGAUAAGAAAUAGGUUAAGGAAAUGCUGGAAGAUCAAAGAGGAGGAAAGAUUAAUACCAUGAUACCUUUGGCGGCAUAGAUUGUUUAAUGACGGCUUACGAACUAGUAUUGGGCGUUCGAAUUGUUGUUUAUUGACCUAGUCAAUCAUAACUUUGUGUUCCGUGUCAAGGACGUUGACUGCCUGUGAUUACUGAUCAAGCUUGAUGCUGCCCAAAAUCGCUGCGCAGGCUCAUGAUAUUUGGUGUUUGACUGCCGGUUCCAUCUGAGCGAACACAACCUUGGACUUCACAACCUUGAACUUGUCGCAUCCAUGGGCUUGGAAAUGAUACCAUGCUCUGAAAUUAGACAGCGAGGAGGGAAAGUCCCGUUCUUUGAUACAGGGUGUUGCGUUGCGGCAGAAACAUUGUGGGGUUUCGUGGUUUCAACGAGGAGUAGCGCGAGA